AGCUGGGGGCGGGGGGAGAGCCCGGCAGCUCCCCGCUCCGCCCGUGCUGGCGGCCUCUGUGUGGCCGUCCGUGCCUUAGGGAGCCCCCCCCCCAUAAGAACAAGCCCUGUCGUAAGCACUUUUAUACAGUAACCUUUACUCUCCAAACAGCACCAUGAGGUAUCAAUAACGCCUGUUUACAGAUGAGGAAACUGAGGCACAGGCAGUUUGAGAAGGUGCCGGAGGUGGCACCCUUCACAGGGGGCUCCCCACCCAGGCUUUAGCCCCUCAAGGCCCUGGGAGCCACAGGCAGGGGCAGCGGCUGCUUCCGGAGCCCCCGUGGUCUGUGGGCGCGUGACACGGGCGUGUGCUUGGGGACCGAGGGCUGCGGGUGCUGGGUCACCGUGCCGUCCCUCUCAGCUGUCCUGUUGUUGAUAGAAUAAGGGUGCUCGUAGAUGUAGGGCCGCACAGGUCCCAACAAUCUGUGAGUGACAGAGGCUCAGGACCCUGUGUGUGCUGGUGACAGCUGGUUCUCAGUGACUUGGGCCCUGGGACUCUGAGCCCCUUUGCACACGGUUAUAAAUGGUGGACCCAGAGCUCCCAGUAAUGAGAAGGAAGAAGGCACGGUGUUCCCUGUGGAUUAAUUAGUAAUCAAAACACAGAGACGAAAAGCACAGCAAGGAUCGAGUUCCUUCCCUCUAAGGAAAUGGCUCGAGCCGCGGACAGUCAGAUGCUAAACUCUUGACGCUCACAGGGACUCUCUGCGAGCUCCUCACAAGUCCUCACCUCUUUCCCAGGGUUUUUUCCCUCCUUUUCAAAACUAUAGUGUUGAUCGAGCUAAUUCCUGUCCUUUAGAUACUGAAAAGGUUUGCCGUGUUAAAUAUUUACUUGUGUGCAGUGACCCCAGCUUCAGUCCUUAGUAGAAACGGGGUGUCAGCUUUUAGCUUAGAAUUAGAGGAAGGUUCCUGCUUGUUCGUGGUGCCCUUGUCUGCUGACGUAAAUCCAUCCAUCCAGGACCAUUUUCCUGUGUGCGCCUCCUGUAUUAGGCGGGGUUCUCCAGGGCGACAGAACCAGCAGGAUGUGUGUCUGUGUGUGUAUAUAUGAGAGAGAGAGAGAGAGACUUUAAGGAACUGGCCCCCAUGGGUCUGCCAGGUGGGCAGCAGCUGGGACCCAGGGCAGAGCUGGUGCUGCAGGGCUCGGCCUGAAGGUGCCUGGAGGCGGAUUUUUUUCCCUGGGGGACCUCAGCCCUCUCCUACAUCCCUGGAAUGAUUGGAUGAGCCCCACACACAUGCGGGAGGGUGAUGUGCUUUGCGAAGCCCUGAUUGGAGUGCUCAGCUCACCUAGAUGCCGCCUUCGCAGCCUGUGGGUUCUGUGCUGCUUUCUCUGGACUGGUACUACCACCUUCCCGUGAGGCGGUCGGAGAAAGCCAUGGAUGUCCCUCCGGCGUCCCAGAUCCCAGGUCUCAGCGAGCUUCAGGGCUCACCCAGCAGGCCCACGCUGGCGAUGCAGCGGUACUGGAUCAAGGAGACCGACUCGGAGUACGUGAAGCUGGCCAAGCAAGGCGGCCGCCCCGAUCUGCUGAUGCACCACGCCCCCGGGACCGGGAUGGGGACCGGGAAAGACUCGCCGGUCACCUACUCCUUGCCGGACUGGUACAUCCACCACAGCAAGCCACCCACGGCCAGCCAGAGGCAGGCUCCUCCCGCCCACGUGCCGGAUUACAUGGUUUAUGAGGAUUUCACCCCAGAUCCGGCCGACAGGAACCAUGAGCCCAGGAGGGGGCCGUUUGACUUCGACAUGAAGACAGUGUGGCAGAGGGAGGCCGAGGAGAUCGGAGAGGAGAAAAAGGUGAGGCUACCAGCCAUUAACUCAAAGUACCCCAGCAAAGUGGGGGCCCCACUGGGCCCCAGAGACCCUGCAGGAAGCAGACUCUCCUUUCCUCCCAUGCCUGGUCAAAAAACCAGCUCACCCACAAACUUCUCCAAACUUAUCAGCAACGGAUAUAAGGACGAGUGGAUACAGCAGCGAGCAGACACAGACAGGAGCGCCACGUCCACGUCGUCUCAGGCCCCCCAAGACCCCGAAGGGCACCAGGAUGUAGAGCGGCCCCCAGGCUGCGAGGUCCCCCAAGGCUCUGCGGAGGCCCAAGGUGACGUGCACCCAGCCAUCCGCGCGCCCCGAGAGUCUUCUCCAACAAGCGCUGCAGCGUCGCCGCCCGCGGAGCUCCAGUGACCCGACACCGCGCGCCCGGCGCUUUCUGCCGGCGGGACCCGGCGGGGUAGGAAAGAAUUCGGUUUAGAGCAGACUGACGUCGCUGCGGCUUCGCCGGAGCUUUGCUCCUCGCGUUUGUCCGGGACGUUAGUUAAGGUGCUGCGCCUCGCUGGCCUGGGGACCAACCGCUGCCUCCCGGUCACCCGCGGGCACCUCCGUGGGUGACAGUCCUAUUGGAAUCUGUUGUUUAGACUCUUAAUUAGAAGAAACCCCACAGCCUUUUCUGUCGUUUGGUCCUGUAAUCUUUGCAGAAAAAAAUGUCUCUGUUACGAAAAAAUUUUAAUUUCAGAACAUUGUGAUCUGGUUUAUAUUAAGAAAAAGAUUAUUAUGCCUUGAAGUUUUAAACAUGUACUAUAAAAACAUUGGCGCAUUUGCUAGUUUAAAAUUUUUGCUAACAUUUUCGCAUAGACUGAAAUCCAUAUUAAAGAUUUACUUUUUAUCAUUUAAGUAAAAAUAUGUGUAAUUUUAAUUUUUAACUUAGUCUUCACAAAAUUUUUUGAUAAUCAGACUGAAUUCUCUUUUAUAAAUUUUGUUACUGCUUAUAUGUAAGUUAUUAGCAUUAAAAUGUGGCUUUAGAUAUUGUAUAUUUAAUUCAAUAGUAAAGCAAUAAUUUUCUGCUGGAAGAUUUUCAGGAAGCUAAAUAAGAUGACAGAUAUUUUAGCAUCUUUCCCAGAGCAAACUUAUCAUGACUUUGCUCACCUAAAAUUUAGAAGUUUUAAGUUAGUUCUUUAAAUGAGAUACUUAAUUGAGUACAUGUCGCUACAUUAUUUGAUCAAACUGAUACUAGUGUGGGGAAUGUAUGCAAUAAUACGAAAAAAAUGUGAAUGGCUAUAUGUAUUGAAUAAAAAGAAUAUAGCAUUAUAGUAAGACA
Hipposideros armiger (great roundleaf bat) is the source of this 3121-nucleotide messenger RNA. It is a transcript of the gene CUNH7orf57, whose product is annotated as chromosome unknown C7orf57 homolog. Lineage: Eukaryota; Metazoa; Chordata; Mammalia; Chiroptera; Hipposideridae. The transcript has 8 exons. The record is from RefSeq and is a predicted model, not a curated record. The coding region runs from base 1324 to 2211 and encodes 295 amino acids.